This is a messenger RNA of Alternaria alternata, 1569 nucleotides long. Its product is annotated as glycosyl hydrolase. Bases 275 to 1411 code for a protein of 378 amino acids. The transcript has a single exon. Gene Ontology annotation, biological process: carbohydrate metabolic process. NCBI's taxonomy places the organism in Eukaryota, Fungi, Ascomycota, Dothideomycetes, Pleosporales, Pleosporaceae. The record is from RefSeq and is a predicted model, not a curated record.
GCAUGCAGUUCAGAUGUAAUAGAUGCGGUUGAGGACCCUGAGACUUCCCCAGUUUUCGCUCCCCGCUCUGUAUCUGGGUUGAGCUCUACCGACGCGUGUGACCGACGGGCUCUAUGUAAUACCCACUUGGCAGACUACGCGUGUGAUAACAUCUGGUCUUUUCGAUACCUUCCUCCUUCAACUCUUGCCUGUCUUGCUCCAGAUUUCGAUUGCUUGCGACAAGCCCACCAAACACCUUCUGCGAACGCGAUAAACCUCAACGAAGGCGUCCACCAUGUCUACACUCACAGUUCACGGCCUGACCAAAGGCCAAAUAGACGAGAAGAUCCUCCUUCUAACACACAACCUGAUCAACAUUCACGACACAACGGGCGAGUUCCUCCUGAAACUCGACGAUGGCCGCGUUAUCGACACAAAAGGCUGGGACGGCUGGGAGUGGACACAUGGCAUAGGUCUUUAUGGUCUGUGGCACUACUACACGCUGACGGGCAGCACUGCAACCAUGGACAUUAUGAAGGGCUGGUUCGAGAAGCAGCUCAGCAAGGGUACAACCAAGAAUAUCAACACCAUGAGCCCGUUCCUCACAUUGGCAUAUCUGUAUGAAGAGACAGGAAACAAGACGUUUGUGCCUUGGUUAGACACGUGGGCUGAGUGGGUGAUGCAUGGACUGCCCCGCACAAAGUUUGGCGGGUUCCAACACGAGACGUACAACUCGUUCAACAAGGAUGAACUAUGGGACGACACGCUUAUGAUGAGCGCACUGCCUCUCGCAAAGAUUGGUCUUACGCUCGACAGACCAGAAUACGUAGAGGAAGCAAAGCGCCAAUUCAUCCUGCACUGCCAGUACCUCUGCGACACAUCCACAGGCCUGUUCUUCCACGGCUGGAAGUGGGAGGACAAGGGUGGAUUGGAGGUCGGCCACAACUUUGCGCGCGCGCGAUGGGCGCGUGGUAACUCGUGGUUGACGAUUGCGAUUCCGGAUUUCAUUGAGUUGCUUGACCUCAAGGAGACAGACCCCCUCCGUCAAUUCCUCAUCGGCAUCCUUGAGUCGCAAUGUCAAGCACUGCUGAAGUUGCAAGGCGAGAACGGCAUGUGGCGCACACUUCUUGAUAUUCCUGUCUCAGAAGGCAGCUACGAAGAGGCGUCGGCCACAGCAGGUUUUGCAUACGGUAUGCUCAAGGCGUGUCGGAAACGAUAUAUUAGCGGAGACGUAUACCUCCAGAGCGCAGUCAAGGCGAUCAAGGCCGUCAUGGGUUGCAUCAGCGCGGAGGGUGAGCUGGAGCAGACAAGUUUUGGAACUGGUAUGGGACACGAUUUGCAGCAUUACAAGGAUAUCGCCAUCACCAGUAUGCCAUAUGGCCAGGCCAUGGCUAUCAUGGCGCUGGGAGAGUUUAUGAGGACUUUUAUCUAAGAGAUGGCUAUAUGAAUACACGUAUCAAACGACGAAUGAAUGACUGUACACCAGCACCCGUAUGGAAGGGCAUGUGGGUUGUGACUGACAUGAUUUCUUCCGCUCUUGUAUACGACUUUUCUGUUCCCAACGAUAGUGAGAGAAACAUGAGUCGAAGC